Messenger RNA from Pochonia chlamydosporia 170, 1587 nucleotides. RefSeq names its product cytochrome P450 oxidoreductase. The record is from RefSeq and is a predicted model, not a curated record. Lineage: Eukaryota; Fungi; Ascomycota; Sordariomycetes; Hypocreales; Clavicipitaceae. The coding region runs from base 1 to 1587 and encodes 528 amino acids. Gene Ontology annotation, molecular function: heme binding; iron ion binding; steroid hydroxylase activity. The transcript has 4 exons.
AUGGAGUCUUCGUAUCUAUUGGCGUUUUUCACGGUAGUCUCCCGGGACUCUCGUCUGCUUGUACCGGCAUUGGCAAUCGCACUCCUUGCUGCUUGGAGAAUCUACACAUUCACACUUCUGCCAUGGCUGUAUCCAAACGACCCAAAGGAAUAUCCGUACUGGAUUCCGGUGGUGGGCCAUUUGCGAUCAUUCUUCAAGAACUCGAGUCAAUUAAUCUCAGAAGCCAGACUAUAUUUCUAUGACACAAGAGAGCCAUUCGCUCUCUCUGUUGCCGGCCAGAAAUGGUACGUCAUCACCAAGUCGGAAGAUGUCGCAGCGACCUACAAGAUGGAGCAUCUAUCAUACGACGUUUUCGCUGUCGAAGUAAUGCGCAUGAUUGGGGUUUCAGAAGAUGGCAUCCGAAAAGCCUUCCAAACCCACCUCAUCAACAAGGACGGGAGUGUUGGUGAAUCCAAGCAUCUCGUGCGACUGUGCAAAGAAUACCAGCUUGAACAACUAUCGCCUGGAAAUCGAUUAGACACCCUUGUACAGCCAUCACUUCAGUUCAUAAAACAGCAUUUGGACCUCAAAUCGAUACAACACAGAGGCGCAAACUGGUACACGUCCACCAGUCCUCAAUCAGACAGCUUGGUUGUGGCUCUAUACCAAUGGGUUUCAGAUAUCUUCAUCGAUCUAGGCACCAAAGCGUACUUUGGAGACAAACUCAUGCAAAUUGAGCCGGAUUUGAUUCGGACAUUUAUUUCUUUCGAGACCUUGUCCUGGCAAGCCAUGUAUCAAUACCCCAGCUUCUUGUGCGGAGAGAUGCUAGCAGCCAAGGCGAAGAUGCAGAAUGCGAUGAAAGAAUAUUUCGCGGCGCCAAGGGCGGAAAGACCUGACAUGUCUUGGUUUAUAUCAAAGAUUGAAGAUGAGACCGAUCGCCUGCAGACAGCGCCAGCUGACUCUGCAAUCUUUUUCUUCCAGCUGUUUUGGAGCAUAAAUGGAAACACGCGAAAGGCUCCUUUUUGGAUGCUAUCAUACCUUCUUUUCGGUAACAAGGAGUUAAUUGACACCAUUCGCGUUGAAACCGCUCCCGCGAUCCGCGACGAUGGCAGCAUCGACGUCGCCUAUCUCAUCAACGAUAAAACAUGUCCUCACCUAAAUAGCAUAUGGGAUGAAACUGUCAGAUUGACAGCCUUUGCCGCCUCUGUGCGAUUCCUCACGCAUGACGUUCAAUUAGGUGGAAAGACGCUCCGAAAAGGCAAUCGAUUGAUGAUGCCACAGCGGCAACUGCAUUUUAGCACACACGCCUUUGGAGACACAGCAUCAGAAUUCGACCCCGAUCGGUUCUUGAAAGAUGCUGGUCUGCGAAGGAAUCCGAGUUUAAGACCGUUUGGUGGCGGCACGACAAUGUGCCCGGGUCGGAAUUUGGCAAAGCAGACGACGUUGGCGUUUGUGACGCUGGUUUUGCAUUCGUUCGAUAUUGAGUUGGAUCCUUCUGAUCAGAAGUUUCCUCAGCCAGCUGAGGGGAAGCCUUCUAUUGGUUUGGUGGAUGUGCAGGAGGGUCAUGAAGUGUUUGUGAGGUUGAGGCAGAGAGAACGGAAUAGUUGA